AUGACACCGCGCCCCUGCCAGGGCUACCUGUGCCACCUGCGCCACCUGUGCCACCCACGCCUCGCCGGUGGCCUUCUCCUUCUUUACGUGCAAGGCCUCGCUGAGAAAUGUCUGAAAUCGGGUAGAGCAUCCGCUGCGCACCUGUGGUUCUGGAACCCGCGUGUUGACCCGCUGGGUAGCCACGCCCACGCGACGCGCAUCAUACCCCACUCCCCUCUCUUUGACUCAUCAAGAUUUCCCUCUCCGCCUCCCUCUGUCCGGGGAUCCCUGUUGUAUCGGCGCGCAGUGGCGGUGCUGGAGGAGCUCAAGGCGGAGUGGGGCGCGUUUCCGGGGAGUGCCACCUGGCAGAGCGGCAGAGAGUGCGCGCGGAUGGCAGGAGUGACGUGCGACAAGAAUGGCAACGUGCAGAAGCUUGUGUUGAGUCGGAGGCAGCUCACCGGAUCGCUACCCGAGUCCCUCGGCUACCUUGCAGCUCUUCAGCACCUGGACUUGAGCAACAACAGGCUGUAUGGCUCCAUUCCCCUCUACAUCACCGGACUUCCCGACCUGAAGCUUCUCAACCUGCGCAACAACCAGAUUUCCGACUUUCUCCCGUCCGACUGGUCACCAUCCCUCGCCACGCUACUCCUCGACAGCAACUACCUCUACGGCGAAGCCAGGCUCUCCUACUGCCCCAGCACCCUCUCCCUCCGCUCCAACUGCCUCACCUUCCCUUCCCCCACCUCGUCCCCGCCCUCCUCCCCCUCCUCCUCCUUCCGCUGCGCCCGCCACACCCAGCGACCCCUCUCUGCCUGCCUCGCCUUCUGCGGUCUCAUCUCCCUGGAUCAGAAGCCCUGCUCGGCCGUCGGAACAUGCCGGCUGGACAAGGCAGGCAAGCCCACGUGUGCGUGUGAGGACGGGUACGUGACCCGCGUCUCACCGGGGUCCUGUGUGCCGGAGGCGCAGACUGCGUCCUUCUCGCUCUCGCUCGCCGACUCGCCCCCUGUGCGCCUCAAGGGCUAUGCUUCCUUGGUGGGCGGAAGGGACGUACCUGGGGUCAUGUCGUCACUGCAGUCACCCAACCCGCUUCCAAAGGUAAACACUGCCAACGCAGCCAGCACUGCCGGCACCGCCAGCAUUACCAGCGCCAGCAGCACUGCCGAUCUGGUAGAUCCGGGUGGGCCAGGUGUGGACCCCGGUCCAAAGUUUGACGUACCACCACCCUCUCCUUCUCCUUCUCCUUCGCCUUCACCGGCACCGCUGCCACCGCCUUACAGCUCGUCAGAUAAGCUUGUGGUGAGCCCGGCUGUGCGCGGGGCGUGGGGCGCCGUCACGCUGCUGCCGCUCGUCACGCUCUUCACCCUCCCGUCCGCGAAAGACCCCUGUGGUUACCAGCUCGCCUUUAACUUCUCCUUCGCCUUCUCCAUGUCUUCCCAAACCAGGAAACUCGACGCUGCCUCCUCGUCCUCUUCUUCUUCCUCCUCCUCCUCCUCCUCCUCCUCCUCCUCCUCCUCCUCCUCCUCCUCCUCCUCCUCCUCCUCCUCCUCCUCCUCCUCCUCCUCCUCCUCCUCCUCCUCCUCCUCCUCCUCCUCCUCCUCCUCCUCCUCCUCCUCCUCCUCCUCCUCCUCCUCCACCACCACCAUUUCGUUCCCCUUCCUCUCCUCCACAGCUGCAAGAGUAGCAGCAGCAGCCGGAACAGCAGGGGACGGGCUAGCCUUUGUGAUAAGUGCAACGGAGCCGACAGGGGGGCCAGGCAUGGGGUACAAGGGCAUGGGCAAGAGGAGCGUGGCAGUGGAGUUAGACACGCGGAAGGACGCCUGGAAUGGUGACCCGGAUAGCAACCACGUGGGGGUCAACUUGGGGGGCAACAGCCGGUCGAUUGCCACAGCUUCACCGAACAACUUGGUCCUGAACAGUGGAGUGUUGCGGCAUGUAUGGAUCAUGACCACCGUGUGCUCUGGUGGGAGCUGCAGACAGCUCACCCUCCUCUCCACCCCUCCACCAGGCCCAUCGGAUCCCUGCUUUGGCAUCUCUCGCCUGUCCCCUACCCGUGUCUACUGUCGCUCCGAUGUGUCCUCCUGCCCUGGGGAGGCCAUGGGGUUUGCCGGUGUUGGAGGUGCCACUGGUGGUGGUGUGGGUGGUGGUGCUACUGACGUAUUCACCAACGAGUUUGUACCAAGAGAAGGAGAUGGUGGGGGAGGGGAAGGAGGAGGGGGGCAACAGCAAGAAGGGAAGACUGGAGGCUGCGUAGUUGGCGACAGGAACCCAUGUGUCGUGGGCAACUGCGUGAACGACGGGUACGGCUCAUACACCUGUGUGUGCCCACCCUUCUUCUAUCUCGGCACCUCCGAUAUCAGCGCCCCCUCCUGCGCCCCUGGCGUCGGCAUGAGCUUUUUCCUUGUGACAGUGGCCACAAUGUGGUGUUACCACAUCCACCCCAUCUAUGGCCUCACACUCGCCCAGUUCCUGUACCAAAACGGGGGACUGUCAUGCGAUGUGCCCUUGCCAGUGGGCACAUUGGUCAGUGUGAAGCCCAACACUGACCUCACGCCCUGCUCCGCCUUCUACACCACGGUCCAGGUCAGGGCACUAUGUUGGAGUCACUUUUCAGAGUUCUUGAAUACGCUCUUCUUGCCUUCGUCGCAUCCUGCGCCACUUCUCCCCGCUCGCCCCCUCCUCCCUCUGUUUCUUCUGCUACCUCCCCACGUCUCCUCCUAUUCCCCCUUCUCCUCCCCUCGUCUCCUCCUCCCCUCCUCCCCUCCUCCGCUCCUCCCCUUCUCCCCUCGUCCCCUCGUGCCAUGCGCUGUUGUGCCGUGCACACACCCGCAUUCUCUUUCUCUUCAUCACCCUUCCUCUCCAUCUCCCCCUCCCUCUUCCUCAUUCAAUUCCUUUCCCCCCCCCGCCUGGCCCCCACUUUCUCUCUACCUCCUUCCCUUUCCUCUUCAUCUCCCUCUCCCCUCCCGUCUCCCUUUCCCCUUUUCCUCUGUUUCCUCCCUUUCCUCCCGUUCCUCCCUUUCCUCCAUUCCUUCCCUUUCCUUCCCCUCCUCCCCCUCCUCCCCGUCCUCUUCCCUCUCCCCACCCUGCUUUCUUUCUGUCUUUCCCUGCUCCCACCUCUCAUUUUUCCUUCCUUCCCCGCACGUGCUUUCGUGCCUUGCCUCCCUACCCCUCCCUUCCCCCCCUUUCCUCAACCACCUCCCUACACAACCCCACCAGAGCGACACGUGUGAGUCCAUUGCCUCCCUCUUCUCUCUCACCGCCUCCUGCCCAGACCCCUCCCAGCCCUGCACCACCGACCUCCUGAGCCUCAACCCGGGCCUCGACUGCACUGUCAAGCUCCCUACAGGCCUCUCCAUCUGCCUGGAGCGUACCACCCCUCUCAUGCCCAUGUGCGAGGAGACUGUGAGGGUUCAGGGCACGAGGAAUGCGACGUGUGCAUCGUUGCUGGCGGGGAGGCAGCCGCCGCUGAGUGCGCUGGAGCUCUACCGCAUGAACCCCGGCAUCUACUGCCACCGCCUGCUUCCGCCCUCCAUUGAAUCUGGCUUUCUGGGCUCCGAGUUCCUGGAGGAGAGGUAA
Closterium sp. NIES-65 is the source of this 3552-nucleotide messenger RNA. Lineage: Eukaryota; Viridiplantae; Streptophyta; Zygnematophyceae; Desmidiales; Closteriaceae. The record is from the annotation of a GenBank genome assembly.